AUGAAGACAUCACCUACUAUGCUUGGAAUCGGGAAAUUGCUUUGGGUCCUCUUCCUAAUUCCACUUGUAGGCAUCUGGAGUAUCAGUGGGGAUGAAUCAUGUGACAUACAUUUUAAGAGAUAUUCCAUAUAUGUUGUGUCAUCAGGAGACCCAUUUGAACUGGAAUGCCCUGUGAAAUAUUGUUCUAAUAGACCUACUGUGACCUGGUGCAAGGCCAAAGGAAACUGUUUACAUCUUGGGGACAGACUUCAGGGCUUCAUGGGUUGGGAAGAAAGGAAGAGUAUUUCAGGUUUCAUUCUGCAUUUUAAUCAAGUGCUUGCUAGUGACAAUGGGUCAUACCGCUGUUCUGUGAACUCUUCGCCUGGACUCAUUGAAAGCCACUCAGUUACCAUUAAUGUGACAGAUACAAGGAAUGCCUCAGGACCACCCUCCAAGGAAGAGAUGGUGGACCAACAAUGGAUCCUUUAUAGUUUGCUUCCUUUGGGGGCUUUACCUCUAUUCAUUACCUGUUUCCACCUAUUGUGCUGCCUUAGACGGCACUGAGGGGAACAAACGAAGCUUUCUGAUACAACAGGAAGGGAAAGUAACCUGGACAAUGGCAAAAGGCCUCUUUCUUGUGCAGAAGGUGGAAAGCAAAACCUGAAGGGUCUUCUCUGCCCCUUGGGUGAACUAAAGCAGAAAAUGCUGAAGAAGCCAUUGAAAGAGCAUUCUCGCAUUUCCUGUUCUCCACUCGGGCGUCCACGCAUGUUCUCCGAGUGGCUCUUAUGUGAAGAUACGGUUCUGGACACUGGAAGUAUAGGAGUGGACAAGAGAGAGAAGGUUCAUAUUUGA
This is a messenger RNA of Balaenoptera musculus (blue whale), 831 nucleotides long. RefSeq names its product B and T lymphocyte associated (gene BTLA). Gene Ontology annotation, cellular component: plasma membrane. Gene Ontology annotation, biological process: immune response-regulating cell surface receptor signaling pathway. Gene Ontology annotation, molecular function: signaling receptor activity. The record is from RefSeq and is a predicted model, not a curated record. NCBI's taxonomy places the organism in Eukaryota, Metazoa, Chordata, Mammalia, Artiodactyla, Balaenopteridae.